UUCUCAUUUUAGAAGUACAUUUUUAGCUCUUCUGAGAGUAUUUGAUUUUUGUAGGCGUCGAGGAAAAAAAAACUCCAAAUUUCGACCCUCAGACAUCACAAAGURUGGUAGUAGGUGUUGUUGUUUCAUGCCCGCACGCAACCCUUCGCAAGCGGCUCCGCCAGGCAGGACCGWGUCCUCGUUCUUUCAGCCGAGAUCCUCGGUGUUGGACGAGAAAUGGAACGUGGAAGCACCGCCGGUGCGCGUGCCGGAGGAACUGCCACCGACGGAGGCAUCGACCGCGAGAAUSCGAGGACGUCGUUGUCGCCGGUACGUUCCCCUCACUCCGAACCACUCGUCGUGGGUGGUUCACGUUYCGGGMUUUUGUCCCCCACCGUCGAAGCGGGUCUUCCGAGAGUUUUGGGRAAAACAUCCUCCCGAGAAGCAUUCCCUGGUCCUGUUCGGAAAACCCGUACUCGAAAAUCGCUACAGCCAGAUGUAUUCGGUGGCGAAAGCAAAGGCACCGGCGAAACCCACCGGCAGGAAACCAGUAGAUAGUGGCGGUUCUCAUCAGCACGAGUACUACACGUAUUCGGGAACCACCCGUCACUGUCUUCCGUGCGAUCCAUCCAAGCGGGACGAAAAAUUCGUCGUCGAUUUGUGCUCGUCGGCUGACCAGAUCGUGACGGCGUUGUUGGGAAACCAAAACAACGAGGGUCGCACACAAGCGCACCAAACGCUGCAAAACACCGGGGAGGGUCGGGUUGGAAAGUUAGGCGUUGCUCGUACUGAAGACGAACAGCAGCAGCAGCAACAGCAACACGGAAGAACAAUUUACAACUGCUGCCUGGUCAAUUGGUACACUCCCGACCAUACCAUUGGAUUGCAUUCGGACAACGAAUCCGAAAUGGACACCUCGUGGCCCAUUGUAUCGGUAUCAUGGGGCGGACCACGGAGGUUUUUGCUUCGCCCCAAACCACCAAAUAGCAGCAGCAGCAGUACUAACCACAAAAACAAACCACCACCGCCAAAGAUCGCCGUACACGAAUUUUGGCUGGGGGACGGGGAUCUCUUGGUCAUGGGGGGGAGGUGCCAAGAAGAAUUCAGGCACGAGGUUCCAAGGGUCCGAACYACCAAGGAUGGGGUGGUUGGGAAUCGGAUCAGCUGGACGCUGCGGAAAAUGAGACGCAAGAAGGAACGGUCUGCGAGCCACAGCAGUCGCACGAGCAGAGACCCAAACCAAUAUUCUAGCGCAGAAGGGAGUGGCGAGCGGAAGCGCAAUCCAGAGUUCCCACGCACGAAUACUACCGACGGAAAGAAACGAGCAAUCUACAAUCCAUAUACGCACAAUACGCGAAGGUAACUACGAAGAACCACCAUACGGAAUAGAAGUAGUGCGUGUCAACAAAUUGAGUAAGACAGA
Pseudo-nitzschia multistriata is the source of this 1402-nucleotide messenger RNA. NCBI's taxonomy places the organism in Eukaryota, Bacillariophyta, Bacillariophyceae, Bacillariales, Bacillariaceae. The record is from the annotation of a GenBank genome assembly.